Messenger RNA from Fonsecaea erecta, 1824 nucleotides. RefSeq lists its product as hypothetical. The record is from RefSeq and is a predicted model, not a curated record. The coding region runs from base 1 to 1824 and encodes 607 amino acids. The transcript has 4 exons. Gene Ontology annotation, biological process: transmembrane transport. Gene Ontology annotation, molecular function: transmembrane transporter activity. NCBI's taxonomy places the organism in Eukaryota, Fungi, Ascomycota, Eurotiomycetes, Chaetothyriales, Herpotrichiellaceae.
AUGGCAGUGUUUCCCAAGUUUAGGCCUGGGUUCCGUCGAACGACCACCAACGACGCGGAGAACCCUCUGCCCAUGAAUCCGCUCGGCACGAACGAGAAACAACCAGCAAUCACCAGCGUCGAAGGCACUAGCAGCGCAGGCGUCGGCAAUGGAGAGAGCAGCCAUGAGGUCGACGAGGCAAAGAAUCCCACUGAAGAUGCCCAGAGAGGUGUUCAAGAGGUUGAGGCCGUCACCCUGACCUGGUCCAAGAAGUCUCUGGUCGCGGUCUUCAUCCUGAUGUUCCUGCUUUAUUUCGUCAAUGCAUUUCAGUCGUCGAUCCUAUACAACCUGGUUCCCUUUGCCACGAGCUCUUUUGAGACACAUUCCCUCCUGACCGUCAUCUACAUCGUCUCCAACUCGAUGAGCGCCGCCGUCUAUAUCCCCCUCGCCAAGAUGCUUGACAUCUGGGGCCGGGCCGAAGGCUUUCUUCUCAUGGUGGCCUUCUCUACACUGGGCUUGAUCUUGAUGGCUUCUUGCAGUGGUCUCUCCACUUUUUGCGCUGCGCAGGUGUUCUACUCCAUCGGCUUCGGGGGGCUGAUAUACAGCGUCGACGUGAUCACAGCCGAUGCGUCUAAGCUGAAGAAUCGAGGGCUGGCGUAUGCAUUCACCUCUUCGCCAUAUAUGAUCACGGCCUUCGCCGGCCCCAAGGCUUCGGACGAUUUCUACUACCACAUCAGCUGGCGCUGGGGUUUCGGCUGCUUCGCCAUCAUCUUGCCAUUCGUGGCCGCGCCGCUGUACGUCAUUCUGAAGCUCAAUCUGCGCAAAGCGGCGAGACAGGGCUUGCUAGUGAGGGAGAGGAGUGGGCGGACAUUGCUGCAGAACAUUUGGCACUAUACCCAAGAGUUUGACGCUCCUGGUGUGAUUCUCUUCUCUGGAGGCCUCACGGUCUUCCUGUUGCCUUUCACCCUUGCCGAUUCUGCGCCGAACGGGUGGAAGACGGGCUACAUCAUCGCCAUGAUCGUGGUCGGGUUUGUGGUGCUCGUAGCGUUCGGCCUGUACGAGACGUAUGUGGCGCGUGCACCGUUCCUGCACGUCAACCUGCUCGCGAACCGAACAGUGAUUGGCGCCUGUCUGCUCGACUUCACCUACCAGGUAUCGUACUAUUGCUGGAACAGCUACUUCACGUCGUUCCUGCAGGUGGUUAACGACCUGACGCUGGCCGAGGCCGGGUACGUGGGCAGUACGUUCGACGUCGUGUCCGGGGUGCUGCUGCUGUUCGUGGGGCUCCUGAUCCGGCGGACAGGAUACUUCAAGUGGCUGCUCUUCGUCGCGGUGCCGCUGUACAUCCUCGCCCAGGGCCUGAUGAUCCACUUCCGCCGCCCGGACUCGGGCAUCGGGUACAUCGUCAUGUGCCAGAUCCUGAUCGCCGUGGGCGGCGCCAUCUUCAUCAUCGUGCAGCAGAUCUCCAUCCUGGCCGCCGCGGACCACCAGCACGUCGCCGCCGUGCUGGCCCUGCUGUACGUCGUGGGCAACGUCGGCGGCGCCGUCGGCAACACCAUCUCCGGCGCCAUUUGGACAAACACUUUCGAAAAGGCCCUCGCCCGCUACCUCCCUGCCACCACAUCCCUCGCGGAUCUCGAAGACAUCUAUAACAGUCUGGACACGCAGCUGAGCUAUGCCGUGGGCUCGCCCGAGAGGCGAGGCAUUCAGCAGGCGUACGGGUAUGCCCAGGCGAGGAUGUUAGCGGUGGGUACUGGCAUCAUGGCCUUGUCGCUGAUUUGGAUGUUCAUGAUCCGGAAUAUCAACGUGACCAAGGUUGCACAGGUCAGGGGCACUGUAUUUUGA